AUGGAGGUGCUCGGGCGGCCCAAGAACAAGGGCGCAACGCGGGCGGGGAUCCGCCUCUCCUCUUUGUAUCAAGGAUAUCUUGCUAUAACAAUUCUUCGUGUUGGAGCAGAGGGGAUCCAUAUGACUGUAGAUGGGAAACAUGUCACUUCCUAUGCAUUUCGAGAGGAUUUGGAGCCUGGGUUUGUUGGUGAAGUAAGGAUUGAAGGAGAUAUUAAAUUGUUGUCUGUGCUAGCAAGUGGCUUGGCUACAACACAGGACUUUGAGCAUGUCACUGACUUGGAAAUAUUGAAGGCUCCACCUGUCCCUACGGAUAAAUCCAUUGAUAUUUUUAUUGGGAUAUUCUCUACAGAAAAUAAUUUUAAACGCAGAAUGGUGGUUCGAAGAACCUGGAUGCAGUACGAUGAUGUCUGCUCAGGAAAAGUUGCAGUUCGGUUCUUUGUUGGCCUGCAUAAAAAUGAGGUGGUGAACGAGGAGCUCUGGAACGAAGGACGGACAUAUGGAGACAUCCAAUUGAUGCCAUUUGUUGAUUAUUACAGCUUGAUUCUUUGGAAGACCAUUGCUAUUUGCAUAUAUGGGACAAAUGUGCUUUCAGCCAAGUAUGUUAUGAAAACCGAUGAUGAUGCUUUUGUUCGUGUAGAUGAGAUACUUUUGUCCCUGCGUCAAGUAAAUAUCAGCCAUGGGCUGCUGUAUGGCCGCGUCAAUUCUGAUUCUCAGCCUCAUCGAGAUCCGUACAACAAGUGGUACAUAACUUCAGAGGAAUGGCGUGAAGAGAGCUAUUCCCCAUGGGCACAUGGACUAGGAUACAUUGUAUCUCAGGAUAUAGCAAAAGAAAUUUACACAAAACACAAAAGAGGGGAGCUAAAGGUGUUCAAGCUGGAGGAUGUGGCGAUGGGAAUAUGGAUCAAUGAGAUGAAGAAGGAAGGCUUCGAUGUCACAUACCAGAACGAUGGAAGGAUCUUGGUGGAAGGCUGUGAGGAUGGGUAUGUGGUUGCCCACUACCAGGAGCCUAGGCAGAUGAUGUGCCUCUGGGACAAAUUCCAGAAAACAAAGUGAGGAACCUGUUGCAACGAGUAAGAGUAAACGAACUUCUGUAUUUUUCUAAUGGCCACCACUUGCUGACACCUACGAGCUCGAGAACAUCCAUGAAAGAGGAGCCAGAGAGCUUCUCGCUGAUGGUUUCUCAUUACAAUUGUCAGGCCACAAUAUUUUUCUGACA
Hordeum vulgare subsp. vulgare (domesticated barley) is the source of this 1216-nucleotide messenger RNA. Its product is annotated as beta-1,3-galactosyltransferase GALT1-like. Gene Ontology annotation, molecular function: galactosyltransferase activity; carbohydrate binding. The coding region runs from base 1 to 1053 and encodes 350 amino acids. Lineage: Eukaryota; Viridiplantae; Streptophyta; Magnoliopsida; Poales; Poaceae. The record is from RefSeq and is a predicted model, not a curated record. The transcript has 6 exons. Gene Ontology annotation, cellular component: Golgi membrane.